Messenger RNA from Phoenix dactylifera (date palm), 3610 nucleotides. Its product is annotated as formin-like protein 10. The record is from RefSeq and is a predicted model, not a curated record. Lineage: Eukaryota; Viridiplantae; Streptophyta; Magnoliopsida; Arecales; Arecaceae. Gene Ontology annotation, molecular function: actin filament binding. Gene Ontology annotation, biological process: actin cytoskeleton organization; actin nucleation.
UCCGUCGUUCCCACUUCCUCUCACGCGUCUUUCUUCCCCUUCCGCGUCCCUGCUGCCUUCUUUCCUCCCCUUCUCUUUUUCUCGACCGCCGCGAACGAAAAUUAUGUGAAAGAAACAAAAUUCUCCGGAGCUUCUCCACGUCGUCUUCUUGCUCCAUGGAUUCUCUGGUCAAACCGCCAUAUGGAUUUAUAAAUUACGAGGCUUUUGAAUACUUGUAGCUGGGUCGGAUCGAGAAGAAGAAGUCGUCCUUCUUCAGGUUUUCUUUUGAAAGAAAUAUCGAAACCGUUGCUCGGAGCUGGAGGUUGGAGAAGAAAAUGUUGCUUUUUUAGCGAAUUUCUUGGAUUUUGGUGAGGCUCUGAAGGUGCUGUUCCAUCGUUUGGGGGGGAAGAUCAAAAAGGUCCUUUUUUGGAGCCUUUUUCUGGAUUUUGGCGAGGUGUUUAGGGUUUAUAGGGAGAGAGCUUUUGAUUGGGCUGCAUGCUUUUUUAGCUGAUUCCAGGACGGCAAUCGUGGAGAUGAGGAGAAAAAAGCGAGACUCGGUUGGAAGAUCGAAGCAAGAAAUGAUGAUGGGUUUCAGAAAGUAUGGAUUCGCCGUCGUUUGUGUCAUCUUGUUUCAUGUUCUGGUGACGAGAGGUUCUGCGGGGAGGCAGAGGCUCUUCUUGGGUUUGAGAGAUUUUUCUUUGGUGCAGGCAUCUCCAGAUACAAAUGAAGAUGCGGUCGAACAGAUGUGGCUUAAUUGUGGUAUAGAUAUUAAAGACAUAAAAGAAGUUGCAACAAGUUUUGAUCACUCUUUUACGAAAGGCAGCAUACAGGAAACCAUAACUCUUCUUCCUCCAGAAACUAAGCACACCUUUCUAAAUUGUUUGAGAAAGCAAAACUUUCUAUCGCCAGUCUCUCAAGAGGACAGUUUGAGAAAUUGGCAUGGUUUUUAUUUUGAGUCAUUAGGCUGGCAUCCUGCUUUAAGAAGGCGUUUAGCUGAUCAACCUUCUCCAAGUGCACCACCUGCCUGGGCCCCAGCCUCAGCUCCUUUAUCACCUGUAUCCCAGGGCGCUGGAGUUCAACCACCUCUUUAUGGUCGAGCACCAUCCUCUGUUUCUGCACCAUCAUCUGUUCCAGCACCUGCAAGCCCAGCAUUUCCUAAUCAAGUUUUUCAAGAUGUUACUUCCAGUGCCCAGUCUCCACUAUCUGAAUUUAGUCCAGAUUCUGCUCCAGUUGUAUCUGCAGGGAAGCAAAACAAUAGCAGAAAAUCAGUUGUUAUUGCCAUUAUUCUAACGGCAACAAGCACAUCUUUUCUUGCAGCAGGCAUCUUUAUUUGCUAUAAGAGAUGCCAUAGAAACAAUGGCUACUCAAGAUACAGCCAAAGGGAUGAUAGGCCACUUCUGAAUUUGAGUUUGAGUGACUUCUCUGAUAUUGGUUCUUCAGAAAAGUCUUCAGGCCAAGGAAACCCAAUUGACUCGAAUAAAUUGGGGGCUUUGCCUUUAAAACCUGACCCUAGCCAAAAUGAUCAUGUCUCAUUUUUACAUACUGGCUCAGCUCAAAUUUCACCAUCCGACUCACUGAUUUCCAACUUGUCUACUGAGACUUCUAAUGCACCAAGCAAUACUCCACCAAAAUCACCACCUCCUCCACCAAUGCCUCCUGUUCCAAAGGCUGCUCCCUCCCCUCCUGCCCCACCACCUCCACCACCCAAUAAGAAGCCUGGUGCGCCCCCUCCACCACCUCCAAAAGCUGUUUUACCUCCUCGUCCGCCAUUAGCAAGAUUACAUCAGCAACCAUCAGUUGGGCCAAAACCACCUCCUGGUCUGCCUUUCAGUGUGAAUGCUGACACUAAUGCACCAAAAGCCAAGCUGAAGCCAUUCUUCUGGGAUAAAGUUCUUGCGAACCCUGAUCAGUCUAUGGUCUGGAAUCAGAUUAAAUCGGGUUCCUUCCAGUUUAAUGAAGAGAUGAUAGAAAGUCUAUUUGGUUACAGCUCUGCUGAUAAAUACAAGAGCGAAGGAAAGAAGGAGUCAUUACUCAAAGAUCCUUCUCCUCAAUAUGUUCGAAUUCUUGAUCCAAAAAAGUCACACAAUUUAGCAAUUUCAUUAAGGGCACUGAAUGUGAGAAUAGAAGAAGUCUGCGAUGCACUUAGGGAAGGAAAUGAGCUUCCUACAGAAUUAAUCCAAACGUUGCUAAAAAUGUCUCCUACUGCUGAUGAAGAGCUACGGCUCAGACUAUAUACUGGUGAUCCUGCCCGAAUUGGCCCUGCAGAACAGUUCAUAAAGGCGCUGGUGGAUAUCCCUUUUGCUUAUCAACGGUUAGAUGCAAUGCUUUUAAUGGCUUCUCUACCUGAGGAAGCCUUGAGCACUAAGCAGUCAUUUUCAACAUUAAAGGUAGCAUGUACAGAGCUCAGAAAUAGUCGUCUAUUUUUAAAGCUAUUAGAAGCUGUUCUUAAAACCGGUAAUCGCAUGAAUGAUGGUACCUACCGUGGAGGAGCACAAGCCUUCAAACUUGACACACUCCUGAAGCUGGCAGAUGUCAAAGGAACUGAUGGGAAGACAACAUUGUUACAUUUUGUCGUUCAAGAGAUUAUCCGAUCUGAAGGUGUGCGUGCUAUUCGUCUGGCCAGGGAGCAGAGUGGGAGUAACUCCAGUCUGAAUUUGGAUAUAUUUACUGAUGAUACUUUCCAAGACUCUGAAGACCAUUACCAUAAACUUGGCCUUAAAGUUGUUUCAGGGUUAGGCCAUGAACUUGAGAAUGUCAAGAAGGCAGCAGGUUUGGAUGCCGAUGCUUUAACUAGUACAGUGGCAAGUCUUGGCCAUAGGCUGGUGAAGACAAAAGAGUUCCAGAAUACAAGCAUGAAAAGCAUGGAGGAAGAAAGUGGUUUUCACCACUCACUCAAGUGUUUCAUAGAGCAAGCUGAAGCUGAUGUCACUUUCUUACUGGAGGAAGAAAAGAGAAUAAGAUUAUUGGUGAAGAGCACUGUUGAUUAUUUCCAUGGAAGUGCAGGGAAGGAUGAGGGAUUUCAUCUGUUUGUGAUUGUCCGGGACUUUCUUGGGAUGGUAGCCAAGGCAUGCAAAGAAGUGAGAGAAUUACGGAAGAAAGUAACAAGAACGCCAGGUAGGGAAACAAGAACAUCUUCACCUGUUCGAGAUCCACGACAGUUGCUUUUUCCAGCAAUAAGGGAUCGGCGGGUUGAUAGUUCCAGUUCUGAUGAUGAUGAGAACUAACUUUAGAUGGAGGAGUUCUUCAGGACUCCAAAAUGUAGUGGCAUAUGAUUUAUUGGCAUGCUUUCCGUCGUGGUAUUUGUAAACUUGAACCUGUCUAUCUUCUCUGGCAGACACACGAACUAGAAGGCAGGGUAUUGGAAUCAUGAAGGAUUUCAUCUGGAUUGCCACGUGCCAUGAGUGAGGGUUGCAAAUACAUCUUGGAUUGGUCCUACAUAAGGCCCACCACAGGAAAAUUAGAAUGAUUGUAUUUAUGAUCAUUCUUUUGUUUUUUUAGGAAUGGAAAGAAAAGAAAUUAUAAGGAAAAGUUUGAAGCCUGAAUAUGAUUUCAGUUUUAGCUGUUAAUUUGUUCAGGGAAAACUAAAAAGUGUAGAUUUCUAUAUAUAUCGAUAUUUAUACUGUUUUAGACA